AUGAGGAGAAAACUUACUGCGGUUCAAAGAAAAUUUACGAUAAAAAUUAAAAAGGCUUACAACACAGCCCCAACAAACGCACUCCAAAUAUUGUCAAACAUCUUACCAAUACAUCUCAAGGUGAAAUACAUCUACUGGUACUGGUUUCUUACAUCAAAGACUACUCAACGAAAACAUGACAACCACGAAAACGACAGAAUCUACAAUAAAAUAAAAAGUGACAAGAGAAUCAUCAAUAUUACCAAGAACAACUAUGGAAUCGACAGAAAACUUAAACGUGACGAAUAUACUAGACACCCAGCAGGAGACAUAAACUACAAAAUCAUCUGGGAUAAUGAAGAAAAUAACAAAACUAAAACUAAAUGGAAGAUCUACACAGAUGGAUCGAAAAGCGACAAUGGAAUAGGCGCAGGCUUUACUAUUAAAAACAACAGCGACAGAACAACAUAUCAACACUACUACAGCUUGGAUGCACGGUGUUCAAACUCACAAGCGGAGAUGUUCGCACUACUAAAAGCUAUCAACCAUAUACAAAACAACAUCGACAUUUUUAAAGGUAGCAUUUGCGUCUUAACAGACAGCAAAGUCGCUCUGCAUACCCUGAAACAUCUGAACUUUCCUACUGUCUUAGCAAAAAGGCUACACGAUGCCACCAACACCCUCGGUACCAAAAGGAAUCUCUCUUUUGGUUGGGUCCGCGGCCACAGUGGCAACCAAGGAAACGAAAUGGCUGAUAAACUGGCCAAGUUAGGAGCCAGGAACUUCGUAACUUCAUCGUUUAAAGACACUCCUCAAACCAACGUAAAAAACUACAUCCUUUCAAUCAUUGAUUCUAUCUGGCAGAGGGAGUGGGAGACAGCGGAUACCAGAAGGUGCUGCUUUAGAUUUAUCCCCUCUGUUCAGUGCAGAGAAAAAGCAAAACAUUACGUCCCCAAUAAACUAACCACCCAGGUUCUGUUGGGACACGGAAACUUUCCGGCGUACCUGCAUAGGUUCGGACUAAGCAACAAUGACAAGUGUGACUGCUCCAACCAAGAGGUAGGCGACGCCACGCACUUCGCCUUCCACUGCACCAAAUUCGACGAACAGCGAGCUAAGCUAAUGCAGGAUUAUCUCACCAAAUACCCAAGAUGGCCACCAAAAGAAAACAAUAUAUUCAAAGAUAAGACUCUUUGA
Molecule: messenger RNA, 1176 nt
Organism: Centruroides sculpturatus (bark scorpion)
Lineage: Eukaryota; Metazoa; Arthropoda; Arachnida; Scorpiones; Buthidae
Exons: 1
Coding region: 1-1176 (391 amino acids)
Biological process (GO): DNA replication, removal of RNA primer
Molecular function (GO): RNA-DNA hybrid ribonuclease activity; nucleic acid binding
Source: RefSeq, a predicted model, not a curated record